AUGGCGCUCCUCAACCCCGUCUACGCCAUUGCCGUCCCCUCUCUCCUCGUCGUCACCCUCCCUCUGGCCUUGCUGGCCGGCGUCACAACCACCCUCGCCUUUUCCGCCCUCAUCUUCCGCGUCGUCGUCGUCUACCUCGACGUCGCCCUGUCGCUCGUGCCGCAGUCGCUCGCGGGCCUCCGGCCGCACGGGCGCCACGCAGACCUCGACGCCCGGCCCCCCGCCGCCUGCCGCGCUUCCCGCGCCGGCAGCCGCAGCCGCAGCCGCGCCAGCUCGGCAGCCUCCUCGGCCCACCAGCAGCAGCAGCAUCCGCUGUUCCAGAGGCGCCGCCGCAGCCGCCGCCGCCGCCGCCUGAGCAGCAGCGCCAACGCGCCGCCCUCCUCCGGCGGGACAACCACCCCCAUCGGCGGCGACUUCGGCUUCGGCCUCGGCCUCGUGCCCAGCGUCGGCGCCGACAGGGACUUUGAGGGCAUCGGCGGCUGGCGCUCGGGCGACGACGACCAGGCCUGGACCACCAUCAACUCGCGCAUGGAGCUGCCCGACCGCGGCGGCUUCGCCAAGCACCACUACCGCACUCCGUCGGGGGGCGGCGCCACGACCCCCGGCGACGGCGGCGUCCUGAUGAUGAAGACGACGCGCAGAAGCCCCGAGCCCAGGACGAUCGCCCUGGCCGCGACGUCGCCAAACACCUCGAGGACGAGGACGCCAUCCGCCUCGCGCAUGCAGAGCUUCGCCACUCUCGGCAGCUCCGACGGCUAUUUCCCGCUGGCCAUGUCGCCCAAGGCAAACAAGAAGCUGCAGCUGCCCAUGUAG
This is a messenger RNA of Ustilaginoidea virens, 813 nucleotides long. RefSeq lists its product as uncharacterized. NCBI's taxonomy places the organism in Eukaryota, Fungi, Ascomycota, Sordariomycetes, Hypocreales, Clavicipitaceae. Bases 1 to 813 code for a protein of 270 amino acids. The record is from RefSeq and is a predicted model, not a curated record. The transcript has a single exon.